Molecule: messenger RNA, 645 nt
Organism: Puccinia graminis f. sp. tritici CRL 75-36-700-3
Lineage: Eukaryota; Fungi; Basidiomycota; Pucciniomycetes; Pucciniales; Pucciniaceae
Exons: 1
Coding region: 1-645 (214 amino acids)
Source: RefSeq, a predicted model, not a curated record
AUGGGCGCCCAUUUAAGAAAUGGACAUAAAAUCUCUAUUGAGCAACAACAGCGCAACAACGUCCUUAGAAGAGCCCAGUCUAGAGGCGAACAACCUACAAGCAAGACCGAGCGAGACAAGCAGGCUCAGCGAGAGACCGACCAACCGCUCGACGCCGGAGAUAGAGACAGACCUGCUGGACUACAGCAAGGCGAUGACUCAAGAUACCGACUUAGUGCCGCAGCAACGGAGCGACUUCGCAAGCUUAAGCUCCAGUCUGCCUCCGAUCAACGUAACCGGCACGAGAAGAGCAGCGGAGGGAGCGCAGUGGUCGGAAUUAGGUGUCUCUCCAGCCCUCAUCAACUCGCGAGCAACCUCACUGGCAUUGGAGACAAUGUCCAAUCGGUCCACCCCAGUACCACGCCCGCUAGAACACCAGAAUUUCGCGAUCUCUACGAAUACCGCAACAGGGUUUCAGAUUCAAUCUCCGACCCCUCGUCAGCCAAAUCAGACCCUUAUCCCAGUGAUGGAUCAAUCCCAGGCCCCGGAUGGCCAGGAAGACAUCAUAGUGGACAACGAGCAACUAGAGACGAUCAUCAACUUAUUCAACGAUCAAUGGCUCAUGUUCGUCCAAGCGAGAGAGCACCAGAACGUUGUGGUAGCUGA